Porites lobata is the source of this 972-nucleotide messenger RNA. The record is from the annotation of a GenBank genome assembly. NCBI's taxonomy places the organism in Eukaryota, Metazoa, Cnidaria, Anthozoa, Scleractinia, Poritidae.
AUGAAUACCUCUGGAUUCAGAGCCUGUGUCAAGGAAUUAUACGGGACCAGAUAUGACCCCUUGUCCGUCGGUUAUGCCGUGCUCACAGGUCUGUAAUAUUACUGAGUUCAUUUAUGAAGUAGUUUUUAGCAAAUGAAAAAAGAAACGUUAUUUGUUACCGGAUUCAUCUGGAAAUACUUUGGAAAUGCCCUAAACUAAUAACACAAUGCAAGUUGAUGGUUUUGCAGGUUAUGGCGUAGUCAAGAGAGUGUACCUGUUGACAUAAAAAAGAUUCUUGAAAUUCUUUCAAGUUAUAAUUUUCCUACCCCUCGAACAAUUUCACCGUUUAAUUAAAAGUUUCCUUAAAGGAUAAAUAACGUAGCCUCCCCGCAGACGUCCUUUGGGGUUCGUUUGUCACGCAUUCAUGCGUGACAAACGAACCCCAAACUGACGUCUGCGGGGAGGCUAUAAAUAACGAGGAUGAAAGACCUUGCUAGAAAUUAAAAGCAUCAUGCUUAAAACAAUCGUUUGAAUAGUUCGAUAUAUUUUAUAUCUAUGCGAGUGGUAUAUCCCUAUCGCUAGCCUUCUGUCCAAUAAUAUCUUACUAGUACCUUGAAACCAUUAAGCUUUGGAAAACAUUUUCGCAUCUCGCUCCUAACAGUACUGCGAGUGAGAUGCUGCUAAGGAUUUAUCAAUCCGGCAGUUUAUUUGAAUGUAUAUAUUUUUGACGCUUACGUUUAUCUGUAUUUCGCAGACAUCUGUGAACCUGGCUGGAACUAUUUCAACGGCUUUUGCUAUUUCACAAGUAAGACUUGUCAAAAUUGGACCACAGCACUGGAUAAAUGCCGACAAGAAAACUCGGUUCUUGUUGAUGUCCAAAAUAACGAAGAAAAUGUGUUUUUACAGCAUCUACACAAUGGAGCAAAAUCCUGGCUGGGAUUGAAUGAUAUUUUCACAGAGGGCUCCUUUACUUGGGCAGAUCGUGGCCUGUGA